AUGGCCCUGGAGAUUAUUGGCAAUGUCAACAGCUGUAGGCUCCCCUUGGAGGCAGUUGUAGCCAUGUUCAAAAUCACAAACCAAAAUGAUCCUCAGGAGUGUUUCAUAGCUAAGAGGCUGGUUCAGACAGGUCCUUUUGAGCAGUCUUCAAUGAUUUGUAGUAAUCUGUGCAAAUAUUUUUCUUUCUUUCACUUCUCUUUGGACUUGUUUUUAGGGUCUCAUGACUCAUUUAGCUUCUACAUCGACGAAGCCUCUCCAGUUGGGCCCGAACAGCCAGAGACGGUCCAGAAUUUUGUGUCUGUUUUUGGGACUGUGGCUAAAAAGCUGAUGAGGAAGUGGUUGGCUACACAGACCAUGAACUUCACCAGCCAACUGGGGGCAGGUAUACGGUAUUUUGAUCUUAGAAUUUCCACCAAGCCCAGAGACCCAGACAAUGAACUCUACUUUGCUCAUGGUUUAUUCAGUGCCAAGGUCAAGGAGGGUCUGGAAGAGAUCAAUGCGUUUCUUGCUGACCACCCUAAAGAAGUGGUCUUCUUGGACUUCAAUCACUUCUACGGGAUGCAGAAGUACCAUCAUGAAAAGCUUGUCCAAAUGCUCAAAGACACGUAUGGAAACAAAAUGUGUCCUGCCAUAUUUGCCCAUGAAGUCAGCCUCCAGUACCUGUGGGAAAAAGAACACCAAGUGCUGGUGUUCUACCACAGUCCAGUGGCUCUUGAGGUACCAUUCCUUUGGCCAGGUCAGAUGAUGCCAGCUCCUUGGGCAAACACAACAGAUCCGGAAAAACUGAUUCAAUUCCUCCAGGCAUCAAUCACUGAAAGAAGAAAGAAGGGCUCCUUUUUUAUAUCUCAAGUAGUGCUGACGCCAAAGGCUAGUACAGUGGUGAAAGGGGUUGCUAGUGGUCUCAGAGAAACAAUCACAGAAAGGUAA
Molecule: messenger RNA, 927 nt
Organism: Pelecanus crispus (Dalmatian pelican)
Lineage: Eukaryota; Metazoa; Chordata; Aves; Pelecaniformes; Pelecanidae
Source: RefSeq, a predicted model, not a curated record